Messenger RNA from Dothidotthia symphoricarpi CBS 119687, 1453 nucleotides. RefSeq lists its product as uncharacterized. The transcript is spliced from 4 exons. The coding region runs from base 318 to 1310 and encodes 330 amino acids. The record is from RefSeq and is a predicted model, not a curated record. NCBI's taxonomy places the organism in Eukaryota, Fungi, Ascomycota, Dothideomycetes, Pleosporales, Dothidotthiaceae.
GACAGCACUGGGUUGCCUUGCUCGUCAGCCACCAAUUUCAAGUAAGUAGGCCCCCAAAGACGAUAAUUUCCCUCUGUAGACAAAUGAAAUAUGGAGAGAGCUCUAUUUCGUGCUACCGCGUACCCGCGUAAGGAGGAGGAUCAAUCUGGGCGAGCAUCUGAUAUGGUGUCCUAUAACUAUAAAAGAGAGUGGUAGUACCAGUCGACACUUUACCAACCUUUGUUGUCUCUACCAUUCAGGCUACUCAUUAUCUGAACCACUUUCACUCCUCCAACAAGUCGAUCAAGAUCAGCCAUAAUAAGCAACUAUCGAUCAAGAUGACGAUCUUGGUAUUCUUUCUCCUUAUUGCCUCGAACUGCUUGUCCUCAAUCGCGGCCGGCAUUCCUCGUCUAGCUAUCUCAGACGUGGAGCGACGAUACGAUCCACUCGAACACAAAGGAAUAUGCGAAUGCCCCCUAUCCGGUCCAAGUGGCACUUGCAUCAUCAAACCUCUUGCUGGCAGUGAUCCGAACGACGCUUGGUCUUCCACGUGUGAAGGAUUAGGGUUUUACUACACUUGUGGAGGAUCAUACAAUUCUCCCAAUUGCAAUAUAUGCGCCCAGGCCUAUCCUGGAAACACUCGUCCGCAUCCCGAGAUAAUCGAUUGCCCCGGUAUGAAGUGGUGCUCUGGAGACCAGGGCAAAACAUUUCACCAGUGCCAGCUUCACGAAGAGCCUUAUCACCCUGAUAUUCAUGUUGGAGUGAGAGUUGGGGCCACAACCUUCGACAUCGGCAACUAUGACUUCGAUCAGAUCACCUCCGACAUAGCCAAGUCUUGUCAAAAAGAUGGCUGUGAUGCGGGCACUACCGAAGAAAUCGACUUCGAAAAUUUGGACUCAAGUAGCAAGAUCGUUCCGACCAAAGGCAGCCUUACGAUUCAGGGCUUCGCUAAUAGCGAUCAAAAGAUGGUGGACAACCUGAUCGCAACUGUCGGAGCUGUGCUGCAGUCUUCAAAGCAAUGUCAGACAGUAAGGGCGACGCAAUGCAGUUUGAAGCGGGAGACGCCAUCCAUUGCCCACGGUUGCGGCCCAGUAGAAUUCGAGAAAUGCUCCAUGGUUAACUACGUUCAAGCAACUGCUUACGAUAUCGACAGUAAUAUCAAAGCCCAGAUCACCUUCUCCGGCGAGUCAACCGAUAUUAAAUUCCCUUGUGACACGUUCCUAGGGUUGAUCUCCGCUGCUGCAUCUGCUGCAGACGCUGACCCUGCUAUUCAAGGUGGGAUUGCUGUUGCCAGCAUUGUUUGCACGUUGUUCACCGGUGGUGAUGAUUAGUGGUGGUUUGUACGAGUCGAGAAAAUACUUGACAUGGGCGUAUGGAUCAUAUCAUCUUGUACGAUAUACACAGAGUUGUUGGAUUUCCUGUGUUGCAUGUAAUUAGCUGAGUUCAGCGGUAUUAUAAUACAAAGAACGCAAAG